Molecule: messenger RNA, 3699 nt
Organism: Helobdella robusta
Lineage: Eukaryota; Metazoa; Annelida; Clitellata; Rhynchobdellida; Glossiphoniidae
Exons: 15
Coding region: 114-3410 (1098 amino acids)
Biological process (GO): membrane protein ectodomain proteolysis
Molecular function (GO): metalloendopeptidase activity
Source: RefSeq, a predicted model, not a curated record
UUUUGCUAAAAGAAGCUUCGCUAAAUGAAUGAUCCUGUAACAAAUCCAAAUACCUCUUUAAAUAAUUUUAGAAAUGAUUACACGGGUUUGGUUUGGACAUUUGAAUUUGAAACAUGACGACAAACUCUGAUUUAUUUUCAUCAUCUUCUUCAUCCCAGCUUCACUCUUCUCACAGUUAUUUGGCCUUCUCAGCCAGAUUAAGAUUAUUAUUAUUGCUCUUUAUCUUAGUAGAUGUGCUGGCCCCAUCAGCAUCGUGUCAGGAAAUCAGACAUUCUAGGGAUGCUACUGCUAGCGGGAUAUUGAGAACUACCUUCUACUCAAAACUUCCAGCUCAUCGAAGUGAAUAUUUGAAAAACAUUAAAAUGAAAAGGACGCAUCAAGAAGACUUCAAUAAAGAAAAAUUUGUUUUGAGAAUUUUUUUCUUGCUAAGUCAAAAUUUUUUGUCUGAAUACAGUGAAGGGGUGCCAUUCAUUACAAAGCAACUUGAGAAGGUUCUUUCUGCUUGCAACAAGAUCUUCAAACAUCUGCAUAAAAAUUUCAAACUCAAACGAAUGAGCAACUUUAAAUUUAACAUUGACUACCUUGACAGCAGCAGUAGUCACAACUUCAGCAGCAACAACAUCAGCAGUAUGAACGACAUGAACAACAUAAGAUCUAUUUUUUCGAGAUUGAUAGAUUAUUCUUAUGACAACAAACAACUUGCCAUCAACUUUCAUUACUUACAUUAUAUUAGACUAGUCAGCAACGAGUCAAACAACGAGGAUUCAAAAACACAUGACUCAUCAUCUCUUCCUGAUUCAAUUUGCACCAAUCACAGAGCAGUUGGCUUCACUAACGUCAACAACUUCACUAACGUAAUGCAAACUGCCCUCGAUCUCUCUCGUGCUAUUGCUCACACCAUUGGCCUUCAAGACGAUAGUGAUGGAUGUUUUUGUGCUGGAAUGCACAAAUGCAUCAUGAGGCCCAUCAUGAUGAAUCACCAUCAGUUCAACAACAUCAGCUGGUCCAAAUGCAGUUUGAAAAACUUCCAAUUGAAUAUGCAGGCCAAACUUUAUGAAUGUCUCAAGGUUAGAUCAACAAAACAUAUUGCCGCUCUUUCAGCUGAAGCAUAUGAUGAGUUAGUUACUGUCACCACUGCUGCCACUACUACUACCAGUGCAAGCGUUCAUGCAGCUGGUGAUGGGAAGGAUGGAAGACGUUCAGAAUUUUAUGAAAACCUCGCUGGCGAAAAUGAAAAUUUGUCCUUCCAAACCUUAUGUGGCAAUGGCAUUCUUGAGAGAUCCGAGGAAUGCGACUGCAACCUACGUGAUGAUGACUGCCACUUAUUUGAGCCAUGCUGUGACUACAAACAUUGCCUGCUGCUGCCACAUGCGACCUGCCAACGGGGUGCAUGUUGUCACAAUUGCACUCUCCGACCAAGCAACAGGAUUUGUCGCUUGAAAAAAAGUUCUUGUGAUGUUCCCGAGUUUUGCGAUGGGUUUUCAGAGGAGUGUCCAGAAGAUGACCACAUGGACAAUGGCGAAAAGUGUACUAUGAAAUUAAAACAGUCUGCCAACAAACUGCAGGUUAAGCAUGAAAGUGCCAAUGCGGAAAAGUCAUCAAUCUUUGCCACAUCAACAAUAAAAUUCGAUGAGGAUGAUGCCGGUGGUGGUGUGAAAAGGUUGGAUGGUUUGUGUUUCAAGGGAAGGUGUGUUUCAAGAGGAGGACAGUGCAUACGCAGCUUUGGAUAUGAUUACGAAGACAGAACAAGAUCAUUUUACGAGAGAGUCAAUGUAGUUGGCAACGAAGAUGGGCACUGUGGAGUGCUCGCGACAUCAACCACGUCGUCAUCUCCCUAUUUAUCACCAUUGUUUCCUCCAGCAAAAACAUCGUCAGCAUUAUUUUCAUCUUCAUCAAUCCCACCUUCAGCAGCCUUCUUUUUUCCAUCGUCGUCGUCGUCGUCACUUGAAUUGAAUGUCAGAAAUGAUUAUGUUGCGUCAGAAAGCUUCUCAAAAUGUCGUCUCAAAGAUGCUUGGUGCGGCAGACUUCAAUGCAGAACAUCCUCCCAUGCCUCAUCGUCGACCUCUUCACUCCAGCGUUUGUUAUUGAUGGUUGAAGAUGGUAGUCAGUGUGGAAUGAAUGAAGUUUGUUUCCAACAAAAGUGCGUCAAUGUGUCCAACUUUUCAAGAGGCCGAUGCCCUCUUGGCUCCAACGGACUCGUCUGCUCUGCGCGUGGGGCAUGCACUGGCAGGUCCAAGUGUUACUGCCAUCCUGGCUACGGCGCCAAUGAUUGCAGCCGAACGAUGGACGUUAUUACGCAGCCUUACGAGGAGCUCCACCAUCUUUCUCCACCGCCAUCUUCCAUAUUUCAUGAAUUUUAUAAUAAGGAUAGUGAUGAUGAUGAUGACGAUGACGUAAUUGAAUCAGAUGUUGCAAAUGAAGUUAUGAAUUACAAGUUUCACAUCUAUAUAAACCACUUAAAUUCUGCAAGCAACACCAGCAUCAACGACACCAGCAGCAGCAGCAACAACAACAACAAAAGCCUCAUCAACACAACCCGUACUUGGUUGCUUUUUUUGAUGGCAGUUGUAAUAAGUUUUGCUGCUCUUCUAUUUCUCGUCUGCGUUCUCUGUUACAGGCGACGUGUUCCGCAGAGCCACUCAGCUGGUACAUAUCAAAAAGGUUUUUAUAAAGGAGGCGGCUUGAAGAAGCGACAGAAGCGCAAUGCUCAGGCUCUCGCUCAUGUUAAUUUGCCCCCCGUGGAAGGUGAUGUUGUGCAUGCAAAACCCUUAGUUGAAAGAAUAAUUUCAUUUGGAAGCCUUCCUUCAUACAAAGCUGAGAAGCGUAAGAAAGUGAUGCGUGAACACUGGAACAUUAAUGAGCGUGGUUACAACCUCAAAUCAUCUAAUGGGAUUGUUGAAAUGGAUGGUACCGAAAGGCGAAGUGAAAUGAAGACAAUGAUAUUUCAGUCGCCGAGCAGCAUCACUCACGCCCAAACUUUGCCUGACCCGCCAGGCAGAGGAAUUCUCAGGCAACCAGGUGCCGGACCAAGAUAUAAAAAAAUCGUGCAGUCAAGGAAAAAUGUUGGUAAGGAUGGUGAAUGUAUUGUUCAGAGCAGCGAAUUGAACGAUGUAGUAAAUUUUAUUAGUAAGAAUAUGCAGUGCGAUGUUGAUCAUUCAACUCAACAAACGAAGAAUGAGGUUCAAGAUUGUAAUGGAAUCGAAGCAUUAGAGUUUAAAAUUGGUGACUGUUUACGUAAUGGAGAGAAUGUUAAUAACAGUGAUGCAGCACCUUUAUCAUCCAAACCGAUUACUGAAACAGAAUGCGCAGUUUUGAACAAUGAUUUAAUAAAUGCCAUUGAACUAGCUGUUACAGACGAGGAGCAUCAACUAGAUGUAGAUGAAGUCGGAUUAGAUGUAGACAAACGGUGAUUGAUCUAUCUUAUUUUAUAUUGUAUAUAUAUUUUGUUGCGGGCUAUAUACCAUUUGUCAUCGUGAAUGAUAUGUUGAAAUAUAUUCAAUGUCUCUUAUUUGCUUUCAUUUUUCAAUAGUGUGUUUGUAAAGAAUUGAUUGCGAAUAGUUUAAACGCCAUCGCUGAAAAUUGUUAAUUUCUGCAUCAUUUGUUAACCCUGCGGAGCCGAGAGAAACGUCACCACAAGCGUUGAAAUAUAUUAAUAACUAAAUUAAUAAUUGAACGAACUAAUAAACAUUUUAUUACAAA